CCCGCAGCCAGACUUCUCCCGCGGGGUUACUGCUUCACCCUCUUGCCGGCGCCAUGACCCAGGAACGGGAGCCGCUCCUCCAGAACGGCGGCGCCGGCAAUGCCGCCACGGUCAAGGGCUCGCCCGCUCUGCUGCCGUCGCUCUCCAGGUCCGUGCUCAAGUUCCUCAUGUGGGCGGUGUUCCUCACCUGGGCCGGGGGGAUCUUCCUCUACCCCACCAAGCCCGUGCAGGCGGCGUUCAGGGAGUGGGCGGCCGUCAGCAAGAACUCCAUAUUUGGCAUCACCGGGACCGUUUUUGUUGCCUUCAGCGCGCCGAUUCUGAUCGUGGCAGCUCUGGCCUAUGUGUACAUCUUCGCCUUCCCUCGCGAUCACGUGGAAAAGAAGAAGCUGAGGUCACUGAGUUUCCGUCUCUGGACUUUUCCUGUUCUGGUGGAUGGCCCGUUCGGGGUUGUCUCCGCUGUUGAAUUUAUCGGGAUUGUCCUGUUCAUCGUUUAUGUUGUCUUCUCGAUGACCUAUUAUGUCGUGGAGAGCGUGAGCCUUGUCUCAAAAUCUCACUUGCCGCCGACUAUUAGCAGUGAGUUGAUACUGGCUACAGUGGGCGCCCGUUUGGGGUUAGUUGGGAUGUUUUGCAUGACCUUCCUCUUCCUGCCUGUCUCGAGGGGUUCAGUUCUUCUCCGGCUUAUCGACAUUCCGUUUGAGCAUGCUACUAGAUACCAUGUCUGGUUGGGGCAUCUAACAAUGGCUCUGUUUACACUGCACGGCCUGUGCUAUGUUAUCACAUGGUUCCUCGAGGGACGCCUAAUUGAAGAAAUAAUCCAAUGGAAGGAAAUCGGAGUGGCAAACUUAGCCGGUGUGAUCAGCUUGGUGGCUGGUCUGCUGAUGUGGGUGACAUCACUUCACCCUGUACGGAAGAGGUUCUUCGAGCUCUUCUUCUACACCCACCAGCUCUACGUGGUCUUCAUCGUGUUUCUGGCACUCCAUGUCGGCGACUUCGUAUUCAGCUUUGCAGCUGGCGCCGUCUUCCUCUUCAUGCUCGACCGCUUCCUGCGGUUCUGGCAAUCAAGGGCCAAAGUCGACAUUGUUUCUGCCGCCUGCCGCCCCUGUGGAACUGUGGAGCUAGUCUUCUCAAAGCCAGCAAGUCUCCGGUACAGUGCCCUCAGCUUCAUCUUUGUUCAAGUGCGGGAGCUGUCGUUCUUGCAGUGGCACCCGUUCAGUGUAUCUUCCAGCCCAAUGGAUGGAAGGUACCACAUGUCGAUCCUCAUAAAAGUUCUUGGCACAUGGACUGACAAGCUAAAGAGCAUCGUCACUGAUGUCGAGGAGAAUAAGACCAGAAGCGACUCAGAUCAGACACAUACCGGUCGCAUUACCGCCUCCAUCGAAGGGCCGUAUGGGCAUGAAUCACCCUACCACCUGAUGUACGAAAAUCUCAUCCUGGUGGCAGGAGGCAUUGGUAUAUCGCCCUUCUUGGCGAUUUUGAGCGACAUAAUCCACAGGAUCGAGCAAGGUAUGCCAUGCGCGCCUAAGAACGUGUUGGUCCUGUGGUCAGUUAAGAAGUCAACAGAGCUUUCUCUCCUGUCGGCCGUUGAUGCUCAGAACAUCAGUUCAUCUGUCUCUGAGAAGUUGCAUCUGGACAUUCAGGCCUUUGUGACACAGGAAUCAGACCCUCCAUUGGAAGACGGCAUUGUUGAGGCUGAGCAGAAAGCCCCUGGCAUAUUCGUCAAGAACGGGGCGGCCAUGUCCGGGCUGGUCGGCACCGGUGACAACUUCUGGGCCGCCAUGUACUUCGCGGCGUCCACCCUGGGCGCCGUCCUGGCGUACGCGCUGGUGCAGCUGUACUACGUGAAGCGCUUCAACGUGUACGCCUGGUGGCACCUGGGCCUCCUGCUCCUGCUGUGCAUGGCCGCCGGCGUCGCCCUCCCCGGGGGGCUCGUCGUCCUCCUCUGGCACCUCGCUGAGAAGCGGAGGGUGCAGGAUGACAGGUGGGACACCGACGCCAGCACUGCCAAGGACGGUGCCGAGGACGAACAGACAACGAACGGAGCCGCUGGCGAAGACGCCGCCUCGGCAGCCAGCGUCGCCACCCUGCGGACAACGCGGUAUGGGUGCCGGCCGAAGUUCCAAGCCGAAUUCAUGGCGUUCGCGGAGCGGGCUGGGGGCGCGGCAGCGGACGUGGGCGUGCUGGUGUGCGGGCCGCCGGGGCUGCAGACCAGCGUGGCCAGGGAGUGCAGGUCGCAGAACCUUCGGCGCGGCGGCGGAAAGAACGGCGCUGUGUUCCAUUUCAACAGCCACAGCUUCGAUCUAUAAGGCGCUCUAGCCGAACCUAACUAGGUACUGGUGAGUACGUAGUACAUACUGAUAGUGCUUACCAGUUCUCUACAGAACUGUAAUUAUGCUACCGCUUAUAGCCGAUGUACGGAUGAGCUAGACGUGUACCGUCAGCCAUGUCGCGAACUCAUGGCGUUAUUAUGGGUCAUGUCUGUAACUCUGUAUAUAUGCUUGUAUGCGCCCGAAUAUAUGUAAGCAGGAAGGCAAAUUGAUGAUCCCGUGAAUAUAAUUUUCAUCUAUGCGGGCACA
Messenger RNA from Lolium rigidum, 2573 nucleotides. RefSeq names its product ferric reduction oxidase 7, chloroplastic-like. Gene Ontology annotation, molecular function: oxidoreductase activity. The transcript is spliced from 9 exons. The record is from RefSeq and is a predicted model, not a curated record. Bases 54 to 2303 code for a protein of 749 amino acids. Gene Ontology annotation, cellular component: plasma membrane. Lineage: Eukaryota; Viridiplantae; Streptophyta; Magnoliopsida; Poales; Poaceae.